Messenger RNA from Fusarium falciforme, 1455 nucleotides. RefSeq lists its product as hypothetical. Lineage: Eukaryota; Fungi; Ascomycota; Sordariomycetes; Hypocreales; Nectriaceae. The transcript has 5 exons. The coding region runs from base 1 to 1455 and encodes 484 amino acids. The record is from RefSeq and is a predicted model, not a curated record.
AUGAGCGACCUUGAAGAGUCUUCGCACAAUGGUGACGGUCGUGCCGGGCUGCCGAGCAGCUGGCACUACCACAGCUGGAAUCUCUUCGGUUGGAAGCUGCCUUACUACGCAUCUCCUACCACACAAAUUCUGCUCCUUUCUUUCACCUGUUUUCUUUGUCCGGGCAUGUUCAACGCCCUGUCUGGCCUCGGAGGAGGAGGUCAAGUCAAUGCGGAUGUUGCCAACAAGGCCACGGUCGCCCUUUAUUCGACCUUUGCAACGACUGCCUUCUUUGGCGGCACCGUAUGCAACCUUUUGGGUAUUCAAAAGACCCUUUUCGUUGGAACUAUCGGAUAUCCUCUUUAUGUCGGCUCAUUUCUCUCCUACAACCAUAACCAGAACGAACCAUUCGUCAUCAGUGCUGGCGCCAUUCUCGGAAUCUGUGCAGGCCUCCUCUGGACGGCUCAGGGAGCCAUUAUGAUGGCAUACGCAACCGAGGGUGAAAAGGGCCGCUACAUUGCCAUCUUUUGGGCGAUUUUCAACGCUGGUGCCGUCAUCGGAGGUUUGGUACCUCUCAUCCAGAACAUCUCGUCGACCCAGAGCUCGGUUGGGGAUGGUACCUACAUUGGCUUCCUGGCUUUGACUCUUGUUGGCUGCUUUAGCUCCAUUGCCUUGUGCAAGACCCGCCGUGUCAUCCGUCCAGAUGGAUCGACCAUCGCCGUUACCCAACAACCCACAUGGAAGAGCGAACUUCUUGGAGUAUGGAAGGUUAUCCACUCUCAGCCGGCUAUUCUCUUGCUUUUCCCCCUCUUUUUCGCCUCAAACUGGUUCUACACGUAUCAAUUCAACGACGUGAAUUUGGCACGGUUCAAUAUACGCACACGGUCAUUGAAUAACCUGAUGUACUGGCUAUCGCAGAUCAUCGGCGCCUACAUAUUCGGCAUCCUGCUCGACCUGAAGCAGUUCCGGCGACGCACUCGAUCCGUGGGUGGCCUCGCUGCCCUCUUUAUAACUACCAUGGUGACUUGGGGUUGCGGAUACGCCUUCCAGAGAACCUACACCCGCGAGUCCGUUGCGAGCGGAGAAACUCCCCACAUCGACUGGACCGACGACGCAUUCCCUGCGCCUUUCGUCCUGUACUGGUUCUAUGGUUUCUUCGAUGCUGUUUGGCAGACAUAUGUGUACUGGCUUAUGGGAGCUUUGACGAAUUCCAGCAGUCGCCUAGCCUAUUUUGCUGGCAUGUACAAAGGCCUCCAGUCUGCCGGCGCUGCCGUCAUGUACCGACUCGACAGUCUCGAGAAGCCGUACAUGGCCCUGUUCAUUAGUAACUGGGUCCUUCUGCCUGUAAGCUUGGUACUCGUCUUCCCUGUGGCCUACUAUAUGGUUCAUGAACAUAGCGAUGUUGAGUCGGACCAAGAGCCGGAGGUGUCUGCCGGUGUGGAGGCCGAGAAGCCAGCGGUGGAGAUCAAGUCCUAG